Molecule: messenger RNA, 456 nt
Organism: Fusarium verticillioides 7600
Lineage: Eukaryota; Fungi; Ascomycota; Sordariomycetes; Hypocreales; Nectriaceae
Exons: 1
Coding region: 1-456 (151 amino acids)
Source: RefSeq, a predicted model, not a curated record
AUGCCUUCCAUCGAAGCUCAUAUCUCCACUUCAUCUUCUGUCUUCGACCUGGAGGCUGACAACGACCAUACGAUCACGAUUGACCUGUUCCUUCAUCAUGGCCGUGCAAUAACCUUCCCAACUGAAAAUCUCCGUCUCUUUGACUCACCAAUGAAUAAAGGCGGCCUUACCUUCACGGACACGGAGACCGGCAUCGAGGCUCGACGGAACACAAUCUUUAUAUGCGGGCCCGGUUAUGAAGGGUCCUUGCGAGAAGAUAACAAAGAGUGUUUCCUGACGCUGCAUCCUGGACAGAAAUAUACUAUCGAAGCAUCUAUAUCACGCAUGGAAAGUGGAGUAGGGCGCAUUCAGCUCCUACCAGGAAGCACAGCCGAAGAAUACAGGGAGGCAAUCGCGAAACAACCCAAGGUUUGGAAAUGGUGGAAGGCGGGGAAUCUCGACGACGGCAAGACUUAA